Messenger RNA from Arachis stenosperma, 1201 nucleotides. RefSeq lists its product as uncharacterized. Lineage: Eukaryota; Viridiplantae; Streptophyta; Magnoliopsida; Fabales; Fabaceae. The coding region runs from base 315 to 920 and encodes 201 amino acids. The record is from RefSeq and is a predicted model, not a curated record. The transcript has 5 exons.
UUCCCCUUUUAAUUUCACAAAACCUCUUUGAUGUGCUUCAUGAGCGCAGAGCCACAGAGAGGGGCUUCACAAAAACAAACUCUAAACCCUCCCUCUCUUGCUUCUUUCUUUCUCAACCAUCAAACCCAUUUCCCAUUCGCUUUUUAUAUUCCAACAAUGGGAAAGCGCAAACGAAUUUCUCAUCAAUCUCACCCCCAAUCCGAUCCUCACAACCCUUCUCCUUCUUCAACCGAAGCCAUUCUCCACUCUUCUAACAUGGAACUAUUGUCAGAUGAGAUACAGAAUGUACACUUCUGCUUAUCUUUGGAAGUAGUAUGAAAAAACCUUCACAUUCAGGCAACUCUAGUGCACCCCCUAUGCAACCCGGACUGGAUAUGACAGAUGGAUCCAUGAAGCUACUGAAUACCCAUCCAACUAUGCCGCAUCAUCAUCAUCAGGGUCUUGGCCGUUCAAUAUUUUUGAAGCGUUCAAGACAUUACUAUGGUCACCAGUAUUCACGGCGCAACUCUGCCAAUCAUGCCAAUGCAUCGUCUUCUCGUGGCAAGGGUGUUUCUUCGUAUGAUGAUAGACUUCCUUUUAAGUUGGCUUAUCAACCCAACUCACAAUCGAGACAACUUGUUGAAUACAGAGAGAAGACAUUUUCCAGACCGGAGAGAAUCCGGUCAAGUUCAAUAACAAUGGAUGCAGUAUCCCCCGAUGCAGUGAAGACGGUAUGCGCGAUUUGUCAGAAGCCACUGAGGCGGAAAUUUAAUCUUCUCGGAGGUUCACUUUCUUGCUGUGAACUCUCUGUUGUGGCCGUUUUAGUAUGUGGUCACAUUUAUCAUGCGGAUUGUCUGGAGCAGAGAACUAGUAUUGAAGAAAUACGGGACCCCUCAUGCCCUGUGUGUUUAGGUCUACUUCUGCAGGUCAAAGGACAGUAAUAUUUUCCAAGGGGAUGAAUGUUACAACAUGAAGUUGAACAUGUGCAACUAAUGAUGAAAGGUUUUUUGGAAGAUAACAAAAUGGAAGACAAUGAGCUCAGCUUGGAUAAUAUGUUGGAGACUAUUAGUAUCAGUCAACAGAAUCUCUGGUUAAUCUUGUAGGGUUUGAGAAUUGGGAGAGAUUGUGUAACUUAUUUUAUACUCUUAAAAUAGUUAUCACUUAUCAAUAGAUGCAUAGGGUAUCAUAAUAAUAGUAUGUAACAACUUAAAAGCUUUACUUA